AUGUCCUCGGAAGAAAUGAAAAACCUCCAUCUGGAAGAACGGCACCCGGAGCCAGAAACCAAAGAGGUGAAUGGGAUCCUCAUGUCCAAGAUGAUAAGUGAUAAUUGGGACAAAAUCUGGAACUUCCAAGCAAAGCCAGAUGACCUCCUCAUUGCAACCUAUGCAAAGGCAGGGACCACCUGGACACAGGAAAUUGUGGACAUGAUCCAAAAUGAUGGGGAUGUGCAAAAGUGCCAGCGUGCCAACACCUUUGACCGUCACCCUUUCCUCGAGUGGACUUUGCCUCCACCCCUCAACUCGGGUCUGGAUCUGGCUAACAAAAUGCCUUCACCUCGAACCCUGAAGACUCAUCUUCCUGUUCAGAUGCUGCCCCCUUCCUUCUGGAAAGAAAACUCAAAAAUUAUCUAUGUGGCCAGAAAUGCCAAGGACUGCCUGGUAUCUUACUACCAUUUCUCAAGAAUGAAUAAAAUGCUGCCUGACCCUGGUACAUGGGAAGAAUACGUUGAAACAUUCAAAGCUGGCAAAGUGCUGUGGGGCUCCUGGUAUGACCAUGUAAAGGGAUGGUGGGAUGUGAAAGACCAGCACCGCAUUCUCUACCUCUUCUUUGAAGACAUGAAAGAGGACCCAAAGAGAGAAAUUGAGAAGAUUGUAAAAUUCCUGGAAAAAGACAUAUCAGAGGAAGUUCUAAAUAAAAUCAUCUAUCAUACCUCCUUUGAUGUAAUGAAGGAAAACCCGAUGGCCAACUAUACCACUCUACCCGCCAGCAUCAUGGACCACUCUAUCUCCCCUUUCAUGAGGAAAGGGAUGCCUGGAGACUGGAAGAACUACUUUACUGUGGCACAAAGUGAAGCUUUUGAUGAAGACUACAAAACAAAGAUGGCGGGGAGCACUAUUACUUUUCGCACAGAGAUCUGAGCGCAAUGGAGUUGGGGCAGGGGGAGGGGAGGUAGAUCUUCGGACUAAAUCUUUUAGCCAUUUGAGAUUCAUAUUAAAAUAUAUUUAACAUCAUUUCUCUAUCCCUGAGCUGUUGGCCAAUUCUGUAGGUCCUAUCAUACUAUUUCAUCGAAAUGUAAUCAAACCCUGUACAGAAUGACUUCUGUUACAGUAUGUGAUAAUUUUCACUGAUACCUACUACACAACCAUGGAAUUUAAUGUGCUUAGGCAAAACUCAUGAAUAGACAUACAUGAUAACAGGAUUUCAACAUAAGAAAAUAAACAAGAAAAGCAAAGAGAAUGAGAAAUGAGCGCUGAAUAUAAAUU
Molecule: messenger RNA, 1260 nt
Organism: Microtus ochrogaster (prairie vole)
Lineage: Eukaryota; Metazoa; Chordata; Mammalia; Rodentia; Cricetidae
Gene: Sult1c3
Product: sulfotransferase family 1C member 3
Molecular function (GO): sulfotransferase activity
Source: RefSeq, a predicted model, not a curated record